This is a messenger RNA of Passer domesticus (house sparrow), 1503 nucleotides long. RefSeq names its product methionine sulfoxide reductase A (gene MSRA). The record is from RefSeq and is a predicted model, not a curated record. The transcript has 6 exons. The coding region runs from base 133 to 840 and encodes 235 amino acids. Gene Ontology annotation, cellular component: cytoplasm. Gene Ontology annotation, biological process: cellular response to oxidative stress. NCBI's taxonomy places the organism in Eukaryota, Metazoa, Chordata, Aves, Passeriformes, Passeridae. Gene Ontology annotation, molecular function: peptide-methionine (S)-S-oxide reductase activity.
UUUCGGGUUGAAGAGUCACUGAGGGCACCUGGGGCGCUCCGUGAGGGAGGCGAGCCGCCUCGCUGUGCCGCCCGGCAGGGGGCGCGCUCCCGCCCCUCCCUCCGCGGGGCUCCCUCAUCCCCUCAGCGGGCGAUGUUGCCGCGCCACCGCCUCCACCUCCUGCUCUUCCUCCGCACCCUCCACGGCUCUGCCUUCGGCAUGGGCGACUGGGCCUCCCGCCUGCCGCAGGCGGGCGAAGCGCUGCCCGGCAGGACCCAGCGCAUGGCGGUGCCAGAUAAACAUCAUGUCAAUGGGAACAGAAUGGUUGAACCUUUCCCAGAGGGAACACAGAUGGCUCUGUUUGGUAUGGGAUGUUUCUGGGGAGCCGAGAGGAAGUUCUGGAGGCAGAAAGGAGUCUAUUCCACUCAAGUGGGUUAUGCAGGAGGACAUACCCCAAACCCUACCUACAAGGAGGUGUGCUCAGGCAGAACUGGGCACACCGAGGCCGUCCGGGUGGUGUUUGAGCCACAAAACAUCAGCUUUGAGCAACUGCUCAAGGUCUUCUGGGAGAAUCAUGACCCGACACAAGGGAUGCGGCAGGGGAACGACGUCGGCACUCAGUAUCGCUCGGCCAUCUACACCUUCUCCCAGGAGCAGAUGGAAGCUGCCCUGAGAUCCAAGGAAGAAUAUCAGAAGGUGUUGACGGAGGAAGGCUUUGGCCCCAUCACCACGGAGAUCCGGGAGGCUCCUGAGUUUUAUUACGCCGAGGAAUAUCACCAGCAGUACCUCAGCAAGAACCCCGGCGGGUACUGCGGCCUGGGAGGGACGGGGGUUUCCUGCCCCAUGGGCCUCAGGAAGUAGCCUGUGCUUGCUCCACCACCUCCUCUUCAUUGUAGGCAGCUUGGGAAAAAAAAAAAAAAGACCAGGAACCUCGGUGGAUGUUCCUGCAGCAUCUGUGGAUAAAGAUUUGGGAAUCUGCUGGGGAGGGUUUCCGUAAUCAGAAGUUACAUCAAAAUCCAAAGUAGAGGCAGGAAUUGCUCCCAUCACAGCUUCUUGCUCUGUGCAGUUUCCUUGUCAUCUGGAGAGGUGGAAAGAGAUCCAAACUUCUGAAGUUCGGCUUGAAAUGCUGUUAAAAGGGUGAAUUAGGAGGUGGUUGCACCCGUAGCUGCUUUGCAUUUCCAAUGCCUUUGGGCUUUUUGAUUUUCUUGGGUUAAUUAAUUUCCUGGUGGUCCCAGAGCUUUGACUUCUGGAGAUGUGGUUGCGUUCCUUACCUGUCACAGCCCUGGAAUUUGAUGUCUUUGGGAAUGAUGAAUUGAUCAGAUCAGUGAUUCUCCUACCACAGCUCCACUUUCACAGCAUUUAGUACCACCUGUAGUGCCUAUUUUCUGAAAUUAUUUUAGCCAGAAAAAGGUCAAAAUUUCAAUGUGAUGCUUCUUUUUGACAGUUCCAAGAAGUGAAUAAACACAAAAAGAAAUCAGUUUUGUUUCCUGCUCUGCAAUAAAUGACAGAACAAGAAAAGCACAA